This is a messenger RNA of Epinephelus moara (kelp grouper), 774 nucleotides long. Its product is annotated as glycoprotein hormone beta-5-like. NCBI's taxonomy places the organism in Eukaryota, Metazoa, Chordata, Actinopteri, Perciformes, Serranidae. The transcript has 3 exons. Gene Ontology annotation, biological process: regulation of thyroid hormone receptor signaling pathway; G protein-coupled receptor signaling pathway. The record is from RefSeq and is a predicted model, not a curated record. Gene Ontology annotation, molecular function: hormone activity. Bases 217 to 636 code for a protein of 139 amino acids. Gene Ontology annotation, cellular component: cytoplasm; extracellular region.
GAGGAGCACACAGUGACAAGUACUGAGGUUCAUGUUCGCCGUCCACGCUGACAAAGACUGACUUCAGAGCUGAUAAUACUGGCCUGAACUGUGAGAACAGCUGCUUGUUUCCAGCACUUAAACUUCUGUGCAUCACUGUAUUGAGUGUAUAUUCAAUAGUCAGCACUUUGAUCCUUGUGUUUGGCUGCUGGACAGCAACUGUGAGUCACAGCUGAGAUGAUCCUGCAAAGGAAGAAGUCACAAUGGAGGCCUGGCCUGCUCCUGUGCUGGUUCCUGCUCUGGAUGUCUCUGCAGCCACACUCUCCCCACCUGGCAUCAGCCGUCAACCUGCGGCGCUUCAUUGGCUGCGCCGUGCGGGAGUUCACCUUCCUGGCCAGGAAGCCUGGCUGCGGGGGGCUGCACAUCACCACGGACGCCUGCUGGGGGCGCUGUGAGACCUGGGAGAAGCCCGUCCUCGACCCUCCCUUCAUUGAGUCCUACCAGCGUGUUUGCACCUACAAUGAGACCCGUCUGGUGACUGUGAAACUGCCCAACUGCCUGCCAAACGUCGACGCCACGUACACCUACCCUGUGGCCCUGAGAUGUGACUGCGGCGUCUGUCUGACCAGCACCACUGAAUGUAUAACGUCUGUCUAACACAAGUCAGGACAGGCAGAAUAUAUACUUUUUAAUAUUGUGCUUUUCAUCAUAAUCUACAGUUAUGUCAUAUAUCAUUAGUUGAGUGAAAUGUUCGAGGGUAAAUCAGGUUUUUCUGCCAUGUAUGGACAAUUAAAA